Megalops cyprinoides (Indo-Pacific tarpon) is the source of this 1938-nucleotide messenger RNA. RefSeq names its product interleukin 34 (gene il34). Gene Ontology annotation, biological process: positive regulation of macrophage differentiation; positive regulation of monocyte differentiation; positive regulation of protein phosphorylation. The record is from RefSeq and is a predicted model, not a curated record. The transcript has 7 exons. NCBI's taxonomy places the organism in Eukaryota, Metazoa, Chordata, Actinopteri, Elopiformes, Megalopidae. The coding region runs from base 324 to 962 and encodes 212 amino acids. Gene Ontology annotation, molecular function: cytokine activity; macrophage colony-stimulating factor receptor binding.
CGUCUUUGGGAAAUGGUAUUAUACCACUUUAAUUUCUUGUUACUUUAAGACGGUUACUGGUGGCUUUGCAGGAUGAAAAACAAGUGCUUAUUCAUGCAACAGCCACGGGGAGGGUGUGAACAGUCACCCUCGAAAGUGAAAGUAAAAAAUGAUCUUUUGAUAUCACCCGUGCAGUCACCGUGUUGUCGACGAGACCUGUGCGAGCACGAGGCCCGUGUGAUAUUAGGCCUGGUACGAGACUGAGUUUUGGGAGUGAAAGGGGGACUGGUGCUCCUGCUGUUCCAGAACAGUUUGUGCUCAGUGCUGUCCCGGCCUCCGGAACCAUGACCUGUUCUGCCGCGUGCCUCAUGGGACUGCUGAUGGGUUGUCUGUGGGUAAUGCCCAUGGUGAAGACAUCCACUCCAGCUGAUCUGUGCAAGCCCAUGCACACCCUGAAGGCCAGCCUCAACUUCACCAACAGGAGGCAGUACAUGAAGCAUAACUUCCCCAUUAAUUACACCAUCAGAGUGCAUUAUGAGGAGGUCUUCAGAGUCAGCAACAUCAGCCGGCUGAAAGCGCAUGUGCCGGGUUUACAGCUGGGGGAUCUGCAGGAGCUGUGGCUGCUGGUGAAUCAGGAGAUCCUGAAGAAGGUGGUGAGAGUUCUCCCUGAGAGACACCCAUCCCGCCGGUACAGCUCCAACCUGGAGGACCUCCUCAGGAAGGUGCAGCAGGUCUUCCAGACAGUGCGGGACCGCCAGCACGAGGAGAGCGAGCCCCCGGAGCAGAUCCAGGAGAUUUGGGAGAGGGUGUGGGACCCUGAGGCUGCAGGGUGGAAGUGGGUGAAGCCCAAGGCCUUGCUGGAUAACUGCUACAGGACCAUGCACUGCCUAUUCAGCGACUGCUUCCAGGCACCGGAGCAAGAGGACUACUGUGAUGUUCGACACUGGAGGAAGGGGAACAAGAAACAGCAUCCGCAAGCCUGAAGGAGACUCCCUCUCUCUCUUUCUCUCUCUCUCUCUCUUUCUCUCUCUCUCUCUAAGAGGGAUUCGGGCAGAACCGGGCCUGGGUUCUGCCUUGCCCAGUGCUUUGUGGGUGGACAGGGCCUCGUGCUGGGCUGAACACUACACUGCAACACUAUGCUUCUGAACAAUGUCAUGGAAACGGCCACACACACACCGCUCCGCAUGGACUCCGCUGCCUCUGUCCAUGCGCCUCUUUCGCAUUCUGCAUUAUCCACCUCAAGAAGGAAGAGGAACUGUGAUUGGCUCAGGACUUGUGUUCAUGGUGUUUUCAAAGAAGAGGACCUCUGAUUGGUUAGAACAUGUGUUCACAGUGUUUUGAAUGAAGAGCGUCUCUGAUUGGUUAGAAUGUGUUCAGUGUUUUGUUUGUGCAGCUGGUCAAACAUGGAGUUUCCUUCACAGCUGACCUUUCUGUACUGUAAACACGGAGCUUCUGAGAGGACGCUGCAUCUCGCCGGCAUGUUCUCUGCUCCCCGCGUGUUCCAGCACAGCCCAUAGUCCCCUGUAACCACGGUCCACUUUCUCCAGAUGAUCCCGUGUAGGAUGCUGUGGAUGAGUGUUUGUGAAGGCAGCCUCUUGUCCCGGGUAGCUGAGCUGUGGAGUGUUAUUGAACUGUGCGCAUCUUUCCCGCUGCUCUGCGAAACUGCCUGCAGAUGUUCAGCCGACUUGCUGGCUUAGUUGGCAAAGUUGCACAACACGUGACAUUGGCCUUAAGCGUUUGUUGUGUAACUGCUUACCUAUAGAACAGUCUGAAAAGGCCAAAUAUCCCAGUAUAUAAUAUAUACAUAUAUACAUAUUCAUUUUUUUUACGGUGGCCAGAUGUUUUACAUUACAGAUAUAUUUGACUUUUUUAUGUGGAACUUGUGUUGUUUAGCUAUUUAUUUAGGAGGGUAGCCAGGUUUGCUGAACUGAUGUGUAAGUGAUCAAAAUAAAUGUCAAA